Molecule: messenger RNA, 1725 nt
Organism: Exophiala aquamarina CBS 119918
Lineage: Eukaryota; Fungi; Ascomycota; Eurotiomycetes; Chaetothyriales; Herpotrichiellaceae
Exons: 2
Coding region: 1-1725 (574 amino acids)
Biological process (GO): regulation of transcription by RNA polymerase II
Molecular function (GO): RNA polymerase II cis-regulatory region sequence-specific DNA binding; DNA-binding transcription factor activity, RNA polymerase II-specific
Source: RefSeq, a predicted model, not a curated record
AUGGCCGCCCAACAGAUUCAAUUCUACCAGUACCGACCAGACACGGAUGCACGACAUAAUGCCGUGUUCACGCCCAUGCCGACUGAGCAACCGGUCUUCAGCCCGAUGGUUGGAUACCCGCAACAUCAGUAUAUGGCACCGCAGUACUGGCAAGGACCUCCUCACUUUGCCCAAGCACACUACGUGCCCCAGCAAGUGAUGACUCCCCGAGCCUCACCACCUUUGACUCUUGCGAUGCCCAUGCCCAAGAUUGUGCUGGACCGCAAUGGACAGAUGGAGCAUGGACACUAUCUGGAGAGCCGGCACUCUUCACCUCCGACCCCAUGCCUCUCUGCCUGCCCCAGCACAGCUAGCAGCCCACCAUCCAGCAGCAUCAAUCAGACUCCCGUGCACGGAGCUGGCUACUUCAACCUCCCAAUCGAGUCAUCUAAGGAGGAGAUGCAACCGAUGCAGUUUCUGGACGAGUGGCACGCGGAGCCUGGACAUAUUCACAUUUUCCCGCAUCCCGGCGAUGCCAAGCUUUUGCCCAGCAACUCAAUUGCCCCGACCGUGCCUGGCAACCUCCCCCGGAACAUGAACGUGCACUCGUCUGUCGCCAGCCUCAGCAGCUGCAAUUCUCCAUCCCUAGGCCCUGCUUCACCUCAAUCUCACGUGUCGCCCUCGAGCUACCCGGUGGCUGAGUUCGUUAACCUGCGAGAACUGACUUCAACCUCGUUCGAGCCCGUGGCUGCUGCUCCCGUCCAGAGCUUCCCUCCUCUUCCAACCCUGUCUGCCGAAGACGACGAGCACAAGUUCGCUCUGGCCAACGCCUUCCCCAUCACCCCCGAGCAUGACACUGCUGAUCCAUUCACCCUCACUGAGAACCCUUCCUUUGAGUCCUCCUUCUGCAGUGAAUUCGACUCGGAGGACGAGUUCAGCUUUGUCAACUUCACUGGUGCCGAGAUCUCCUACAACGGUGAAAAGAGACAGAGGCUCUCGCUAGGUGAAGAGGAGGACUUCCUGAGCGUUCACAGCUUCGGGAGCUUUGACGAGGAAGAUCUGAUUGCCCAAGCCGGUCUGCCUUCUCCUCCUGCCUCGUCAUUUUCCGACUCGUGCUGCUCCAGCAAGAAGAAGACUCACCGCAGGAUGAAGCGGACGGACUCCCUCAACAGUGACUUCGAGUUCACUCAGAUGACCGAGUCUGAUGGACACAUGCAUAGCCACGCUGAUGGCCAACACACUGCCUCCAACGCCUCCCAAAGCCAACCGAGCUCCACCGAGGACAAUGGCAACUCUGCCGUCGGCGAUGCUGGUUCAUCUGCACAAACCCCCACCAACCGUCGUGGCCGCAAGCAAUCAUUGACCGAGGAUCCCUCCAAGACCUUUGUGUGCACCUUGUGCUCUCGCCGUUUCCGUCGACAGGAACACCUCAAGCGUCACUACCGAUCUCUCCAUACUCAUGACAAGCCUUUCGAGUGCAACGAGUGUGGCAAGAAGUUCUCUCGAUCUGACAACCUCGCCCAGCAUGCCCGCACACACGGUAGCGGUGCCAUUGUCAUGGGUGUUCUGGAGAACGGCGAGCUCGCUCCUCAACAAGCUUACGAUGAGGACAUGGGCCACGCGUUGUAUGAAGCUGCCCAACGUGCUGCCCUUGCCUCCUCAUCCAGCGGCAGCAGUUCCGACUCUUCGUCAUCCGGAGACAGCAAACGUGCUCUCAAGAAGCGAAAGCGAGACGAGUCCCUAUAA